Molecule: messenger RNA, 3111 nt
Organism: Megalobrama amblycephala (Wuchang bream)
Lineage: Eukaryota; Metazoa; Chordata; Actinopteri; Cypriniformes; Xenocyprididae
Product: male-specific lethal 3 homolog
Exons: 9
Coding region: 118-1212 (364 amino acids)
Biological process (GO): chromatin organization; regulation of DNA-templated transcription
Cellular component (GO): NuA4 histone acetyltransferase complex; MSL complex; nucleus
Source: RefSeq, a predicted model, not a curated record
UUUUUUUUUUUUUUUUUUUUUUUGCGCACAGCUCUCUCUAUCUUCCUCAACAAGGUAUGCAACGGGUUAAGGAGCGGGGCUUCAGAGUCCUCUUCUCUUGUUCGCCACGAUGAACAAAUGAACUCUUGGGGAAUGAAAUUUAAAUUCCAUAAAGGAGAAAAAGUUCUCUGUUUUGAACCUGACCCAUCCAAGGCCAAGGUGCUCUACGAUGCAAAGGUUGUUGACAUAGCAACAGUAAAAGAUGACAAGGGAAGAAGGGUCCCAAAUUAUCUGAUUCAUUUCAGUGGUUGGAACAGAAGUUGGGAUCGCUGGGCUGCAGAAGAUCAUGUGCUCAGAGAUUCUGAAAAUAAUCGCAUAUUACAACGUAAACUGGCACGCAAAGCUUUGGCUCGCAUGAGGAAAAAGGGAUGGAAGAAGCGACGCUGUCGUCUGCCAGGUGUUAACCCAAUCUUGAAGACCCUGACUGAAGAGGAAAAGGAGAAGAGUGAUGAUGCUUCUUUGAUGUCACCAUCUGAUGAUAGUGACGAAGACAUUUCAGACCAGGCGUCUUUAAAAAGUGAGAGUGACUCAUCUGAGGAUUUAAACAACAUGAUCGUUGUUCCUCCUGUGGACAUCAGCAAGCGACGUCAAAGGUUCAGAAAGAUCAGACACACACCUGGCAUGCAGGGUUGGAGGUUGUGGUGGUUUCCCUGGCCGCUGGUAUUGCUGGUAGCAGGGUUCAGGCCUCUGAGCAUGCUUAGCAGGUGUCGAGGUAGCAGGUGCCUUGACAGUGUCACCUGUCGUCCUGAUAGGGAAGAACAAGAGCCGCAGACCAAAAGGGAGAGUGAAGAUAAGAGCAUCACUAUAAACAUUGACAUCCCUGAUGUUCUCAAGAAGAAGCUGGAGGAUGACUGUUACUAUAUCAACAAAAGAAAGAAGCUGGUGAAGCUUCCAUGCCUGAUGAAUAUAGUAAACAUUCUGGAGUCCUAUGUGAAACACUUCACCCUAAAUGCAGCUUUCUCAGCUAAUGAGCGCUACCGGUAUCCUCAGAGCUCCACGCAGACCAAUAUGAUUCCGCACUAUAUGCCACCUGAGAGGAACCUCCAUGUACUCUGGCAAAGGGGAAUCCCAGCCCUCACUUUGUUUGGUAAGUUUCCUCAACAGCAACCUUCCUUGUGUUGUGAGAGGCGCAAGGAAUCCAAGAGGGUCAUUCAAGGCAUUCACGGUAGAUAGGACUCCUCUCUGAGUAAAAGGCUUGUAAUCGUCUGAAACAUGAAAGAGUUGGACAACAUUCCAGGACACACCAAGACUACAUAGGGUGGGAAGGCAAUUAGAAAGUUGCAGAUCUUUAAUGCCCUCAGCAUGGUCUUUCAAAGGAAAAGCUUCAAUCACAUUUAGACAGAGAUAAUGUUGUGGAUUUAAGGUUAGACACUGCAAGCAUCUCUUGUGUACAUUUGAGAAAGUUGAUCGUUCUGCCUCUGUAGCACAUGAUAUCAGCAUGUUAACAACAUAGAACUCCUUCUCCACCAACUUUCUGGUGUCACUGCCCAGACUCUCUUUUUAUUCUUUGGCUACUUUCCAAAACAUGAACUUGCAUUCUGUGAUCCACAUUUUCGCUGUCAAAGUUAUUGUUUCUGUAUCACAGGAACCUUAGAUAAUCCCUAUGGUCCUUCCUAAACAGAAAACAAUGGAACAUGUGCUGUAUAUCAGCAGUAAAGCCACAUUCUUUACAGAAUCUCAUCAGGACACCUAGCAGGCUGUUAUUCAAGUCAGGGCCUGUGAGAAGUACAUUAAGUGAAACUCCCUCAAAUUUUGUCAGGUUUCUUAGGAUGAUACACCUCAAACAGCGGCAAGUACCACACUUCCUGACCUUGCUGAAAAUGUAGUGCAAUCUCUGUUCAGAUCACUUGUUCAGAGUGACGCAGUGUGAAAUACAUAGUCUUUGUUGUUGGGUAGGUGUUGUCUGGGCUCACAAAAAGGUAGCACCGCAACCCAACUGUUGCAGCUGUCCUGAAAAAAACUUUUUGUCCAUGAUCUGGAGAAACCUAGGGCCGGUUUUCAGCUGGACGUACACCCGGUCAUAAGACUAAGCUUAACAUAAAAUGCGUUUUAAGUUCUGCGUAGAACUAAUACCUGUUGGACCAUCUGGGCAUAGCGCAUGUCUGAGACUAAUUCUUACGCCUAGUCAAAGGUAGGUGUAAAGUGAGAAGUCUUGAUUUGUUUCCAUGGUGAAAAAAUAGAUAAAUAAAAACGUUGAGACGAUGGAGUGUCUGGUAUACAGGCUGCACGAUCAGCGGGUUUACUGGCGUGAAAGAGUAAUGAGAGACCGCACCAAUCCUCUAGAUAUAUAUGGAGACAGAACUUAUUGAAAGUUUUCGUUUAAGCAGGGUUGAAUUGUUAGAAUUAAUAACUGAGUUUUCACUGCAGUUAAAACAUGGCCGUGGACUAGGCUACUGACAUUUCAUUGAUGUAAUUGUUUUAUUUACACUGCACGUUGAGGAGUAGUUUUAAAAAAAAGCUUGCGAGCAGCAGCACUUGCAUAGAUCCUCCACGUCAAUCUAGCAUUAAAGAUAAAGACGAAGCGAAAAUAUACAAAAAGCAUAAGUGUUAUUUAUUUUUGUUAGGUUUUUAGCUCUCAUUUGUAAUACAAUAUUUAUACAGUAAAGAUGCAGAUGUUUUCUCUAGCGGACAUUGUUUGUUACCAUGGCAAUCGCUUGAGCUUGCACACUUCACAUGCUUCUUGUUCGCUUAAAAUGCCCUUAAAUCUAGCACAGUUAUAAACUCAUUACAGUAGAGGCAGUUUGCCGUAGAUGAGGCGAAUCUGAUAUAUCUAAAAUGCUGCAAGUCAAGAGCACUAUGAUUUAAUUAUUUUCAAUUAUUAAUUUCAUAGUACCUGGCUACUGAUUAGCACAUAGCCCAUCUUGUUUCUAUUUAUUUAUUGACUUAGUCGUUAUUACUUUAUUUAAUUCCGUGCCUGGUGGUGUACACAAAUAAUUUGGGAAUUCAACAUUCGAUAAUGAACCGAAAUAAAUUGUAUAGUGCUCUUGACUUGCAGCACUAUACAGGUCCUUCUCAAAAAAUUAGCAUAUUGUGAUAAACGUUCAUUAUUUUCAAUAAUGUAAUGAUAAAAAU